Lottia gigantea (owl limpet) is the source of this 1374-nucleotide messenger RNA. RefSeq lists its product as hypothetical. Gene Ontology annotation, biological process: mitotic cell cycle; microtubule cytoskeleton organization. Gene Ontology annotation, cellular component: cytoplasm; microtubule. Gene Ontology annotation, molecular function: structural constituent of cytoskeleton; GTP binding. Lineage: Eukaryota; Metazoa; Mollusca; Gastropoda; Lottiidae. The record is from RefSeq and is a predicted model, not a curated record. The transcript is spliced from 7 exons. Bases 1 to 1374 code for a protein of 457 amino acids.
AUGUCAUUUCAGAGAGAGUGUAUAUCUAUCCAUGUUGGUCAAGCUGGUGUUCAGAUCGGUAAUGCCUGUUGGGAGUUGUACUGUUUAGAACACAAUAUACACCCUGAUGGCAAUAUGGAAUAUGAGAAGAUGAUGAUGUCUAAUGGUGAUGAAUCGUUUAAUACAUUCUUCAGUGAAACUAGCCAUGGUAAACAUGUUCCACGAGCCGUCUAUAUUGAUCUAGAAGCCAAUGUUGUAGAUGAAGUAAGAAAUGGAAAGUACAGACAGCUCUUCCAUCCUGAACAGUUGAUAAGUGGUAAAGAAGAUGCUGCUAAUAACUAUGCUAGAGGCCAUUACACUGUAGGCAAAGAAAUUGUGGACUUAGUCUUAGAUCGUAUCAGAAAAAUGGCGGACCAAUGUACAGGACUUCAAGGAUUUCUAGUUUUCCACAGCUUUGGUGGAGGUACCGGAAGUGGUUUUUCAUCACUUCUAAUGGAGCGAUUAUCGGUGGAUUAUGGGAAGAAAAGUAAAUUAGAAUUUGCUGUCUAUCCUGCACCACAGAUUUCCACGGCAGUAGUUGAACCUUACAACUCGAUCCUAACUACCCAUACCACAUUAGAACAUUCUGAUUGUGCUUUCAUGGUGGAUAAUGAAGCCAUCUAUGAUAUUUGUCGACGUAAUCUGGAUAUUGAACGGCCGUCCUACACUAACCUCAACCGCUUGAUUGGUCAAAUAGUCAGCUCCAUUACCGCUUCUUUACGAUUUGAUGGUGCCCUUAAUGUCGAUUUAACAGAAUUUCAGACCAAUCUUGUACCUUACCCAAGAGUUCAUUUUCCACUCGUGACGUAUGCACCGAUCAUUUCUGCUGAAAAAGCCUAUCAUGAACAAAUGUCGGUAGCUGAAAUCACCAAUGCCUGUUUUGAACCUUGUAACCAGAUGGUUAAAUGUGACCCGAGAAAUGGUAAAUACAUGGCUUGCUGUAUGUUGUAUCGAGGUGACGUUGUCCCCAAGGAUGUAAACUCUGCCAUUGCUACCAUCAAGACUAAGAGAUCAAUACAGUUUGUGGAUUGGUGUCCAACAGGAUUUAAAGUUGGUAUCAACUACCAACCACCCACUGUAGUUCCAGGGGCCGACCUAGCUCAAGUCCAAAGAGCUGUCUGUAUGUUAAGUAACACUACUGCUAUUGCCGAAGCUUGGGCUCGUCUUGAUCAUAAAUUCGAUCUGAUGUAUUCCAAGAGAGCCUUUGUACAUUGGUAUGUUGGUGAAGGCAUGGAAGAAGGUGAGUUUGCUGAAGCUAGGGAAGAUUUGGCUGCUUUAGAGAAAGACUAUGAAGAAGUUGGAAUGGAUUCUAAUGUCGAGGCCGAUGAUGAUGGUGAAGAAGGCGACGAAUAUUAG